This is a messenger RNA of Monodelphis domestica (gray short-tailed opossum), 2452 nucleotides long. RefSeq names its product phosphatidylinositol 3,4,5-trisphosphate 3-phosphatase TPTE2-like. Lineage: Eukaryota; Metazoa; Chordata; Mammalia; Didelphimorphia; Didelphidae. Gene Ontology annotation, cellular component: cytosol; membrane. Gene Ontology annotation, molecular function: phosphatidylinositol-3,4,5-trisphosphate 3-phosphatase activity; monoatomic ion channel activity. Gene Ontology annotation, biological process: dephosphorylation; monoatomic ion transport; transmembrane transport. The record is from RefSeq and is a predicted model, not a curated record.
UUAGCUUCAGGUUUCUGGUUCUCCUUAGUGACAAGAGUCCCAUCUCAUGCUCCCUCUCCCAAAGCCUUCUCCUAUGCUGUUGCUGGCUUCUUCUCCUCAAUUCUCUCCCAGGGAAGUGUCUGCCCUAGAGUUAGGGUUGGUUCAGUGAGGUGGAGGGUUUUUUAGACAAAAAUGUGAAUGGGAAACAAGAGGUUGCCUUUACCUCAUUAGGCUCACCUCCCUGAUCCCUGUGCACCUUACCUUGAUCCCCAGGGGCCAGGAAACAAAGAAAUUAAUUAGGGGAAUAUGGGGAAAACUAGACCUAACUUUGAACAGGAGGUUGAAGGCUCAGAUUAGAGAAUAAUCUGUUCCAAAAGUUUAAAAAGGAAAAAAAGAAAAGAUGAAAAAACCUCUAUGGAAGAAAAAGAGCACGGAAAGGAAGGAGAGGAUUUGAAAGAGGAAGAGGUGGAGAAGGAGCCUGAGCAGAAGGAAGUUGAGAUAAAGGAAAAAUUAAAAGAAAUCCAGUUUUCAGUAGAGUCCAGAAUCCCAUCUGUCCUUGUACCCUUACCUAACAAUGACACGUUGGAAAGCACGCCUGCUCCUGAUUGUCAAAGCAAAAAGGAUUUUUUCCACACGAAACCAUUUUUUUUUGGUUCUAAGUUUCCCAGUGAAAGAAGAAAAAUUAAUUUCUUCUGGACAGAGGCGACACAGUAUUUAACAACAAUAAAUGAAUAUUUUGGAAGUUUCAGAUCUAUUACAUUAAGAAAUAAAGUAUACCCCUCACAAGAUGAAGACACAGUAAGAGACUUCACUGGAAAACUUGAGAAUUUGGAUGAAGAAGAAGAAUUAGCAAAAAGAAGCAGUAUUUCUGGAACUAUUCAGCUUGUUGUCCUGUCUCUCCCUGUCAGGUAUGAAAGACUCCAAACAAAGAAUGCAAGAAGGAUGUUUAGCAUUUUCUUGCUCCUCCUUCAUGUUGUAUUGUUGACUGUAGCUUUAAUCAAUACUCCUACGGGCUCGAGGCUUCCUUUCCACUUUCGUGCACUAUUUUUAGCCUUUUGUACCUUCUUCCUUCUUGAUGUAAUGGCUCAAGCCUUUGUAGAAGGAUUGAAAUCUUAUUUUUCUUCAGUAAUCAAUAUAAUAGAUCUUUUUGGUAUUCUGUUAGUCCUGACAUUGGAUAUCCUUUAUAUUAAUUUUUAUAUUGAAGGAACUUCCCAUUUACCCAGGUUGACAUUUAUUCUUAAAGGCAUAAGACUUUUUGUUCUCAUAAGAGUAUUUAAGUUGGCCAGAGGGAAAAGGAAGUUUGAAAAAGCAAUUAGAAAAAUGGUUUCAGAAAACAAAAGACGUUAUAAGAAAGAUGGAUUUGACCUGGACCUCACUUAUGUUACUGAUAAUGUUAUUGCCAUGUCAUUCCCAUCAUCUGGACGUGAGUCAUUCUAUAGAAAUCCCAUUAAGGAAGUCGUGAAAUUUCUGGAUUUAAAACAUCGAGACCACUACAAAAUCUACAACUUGUGCAGUGAGAAGACCUAUAAUCCUUCAUUCUUCCAUAACAGGGUAGAAAGAUUCCCUAUUGAUGAUCAUAAUGUUCCCAGUAUAAUUGAUAUGCUGAAAUUUGUGGACAGUGUAUUUGAAUGGAUGGAACAGGAUUCAGAAAAUGUCAUAGUAGUUCACUGUUUAGGAGGCAAAGGUAGGACUGGAACUAUGAUCUGUAUUUGGCUUAUUGCUAGUGAACAAUUUGAAACUGCAAAGGAGAGCCUGGAAUAUUUUGGAAAAAGAAGAACAGAUCUGACUAGUGGCACCAAAUAUCAGGGAGUAGAAACUCCUUCACAGAGCAGAUAUGUUGAAUAUUUUGCAUUGAUAAAGAACAAGUAUAAUUGGACUGUGCCUCAAAAAAGAAUGCUCCAGAUAAGAGCCAUCAUUAUUUAUUCAAUUCAAGGGGUUGGAAGAGGUGAUGGAAGUGAUCUGAAAAUCUCAGUAAUAGCAAAUAAAAGACAAAUUUUUUCCUGUAAAUUCUCAUCUUCAAAGAACUGUCAGGUAUUUUGUCAUGAAAAUGUGGAUUCCAUAACUGUUAAAUUUUCAGACUGUCCAAAUAUCUAUGGUGAUGUGAAAAUAAAAUUUUUCUCUUCCUCAGCCAUUCCUAAACUAUAUGACAAGUGUUCAUUUUUCUUUUGGUUCAAUACAGCUUUCAUUGACAACAACAGGCUCUAUCUUAGCAGAAAUGAAUUGGAUAAUCCUCAUAAACAAAAAACAUGGAACAUUUACCGUGAAAAUUUUGCAGUGGAACUACUGUUUUAAGAAGACAUGACCCACAGAAGUGUAUAUUUGUUUAAAUGUCCCUCCCCAUCUAUUAAAGAAUCAUGUUCCUGUGAACUGGACCCUUACUACAUAGAGGAAUCUUCUAAAUCUACAUUUCCUUGUUGGUGUAUUCAUUUGUAUUCUAUGUACUUAAGAAGUCUAUUAAAUGUUGUAAGUAAAA